AUGCCGGCAAAGACUCCCAUCAACUACUCCUCUGAGGAGGCCAUUGAUGCCAGAGACAGCCAAACCGAGUCUGGCUAUGUCAGUGGCGGCUCCAGCGAGGACUACAUGCCUGAGAUCGUCUUCACCAAGCCGCACUUGCAGUUCCUCAACAGACAGUUGCAAUUCCUUGAACCUCAAGAUGUUUUGAGAUGGUGCAUUACCUCUCUCCCUCAUCUCUUCCAGACCACUGCCUUCGGUCUCACUGGUCUCGUGUCCCUCGACAUGCUGUCCAAGCUUGAGGUCCCUCGUCCUCAGGUUGUCGACCUGAUCUUCCUCGAUACCCUCCACCACUUCAAAGAAACUCUUGACCUUGUCGACCGCGUCCGCAGAAGGUACCCCAACAACAACGUCCACGUCUACAAGCCCGAUGGCGUCAGCUCGGAAGAGGAAUUCGCCAAGAAGUUCGGUCCUCGCCUUUGGGAGACCGACGACCAAUUCUACGACUGGGUUGCCAAGGUUGAGCCCGCCCAGCGUGCCUACCGGGAACUCAAUGUCCAUGCUGUCCUUACUGGCCGCCGUCGCAGCCAGGGCGGCAAGCGUGGUGACCUCGACGUGAUCGAGGUUGACGAGGCCGGUCUCAUCAAGAUCAACCCCUUCGCCAACUGGUCCUUCGACCAAGUCAAGCAAUACGUCAAGGAUAACGAUGUGCCUUACAACGAGCUUCUCGACCGCGGCUACAAGAGUGUCGGUGACUACCACUCGACACAGCCCGUCAAGGAGAACGAAGACGAGCGGUCUGGUCGUUGGAAGGGCCAGGAGAAAACCGAGUGCGGUAUUCACAACCCACGGUCGAAGUACGCCCAAUUCCUCAUGGACUUGGAACGCAAGCGACAAGAAGAAGCUCUCACGUCUGCAUUGCAAACAUAA
This is a messenger RNA of Aspergillus glaucus CBS 516.65, 906 nucleotides long. It is a transcript of the gene met16, whose product is annotated as phosphoadenylyl-sulfate reductase (thioredoxin). Lineage: Eukaryota; Fungi; Ascomycota; Eurotiomycetes; Eurotiales; Aspergillaceae. The record is from RefSeq and is a predicted model, not a curated record. The transcript is spliced from 2 exons. Gene Ontology annotation, cellular component: cytoplasm. Gene Ontology annotation, molecular function: phosphoadenylyl-sulfate reductase (thioredoxin) activity. Bases 1 to 906 code for a protein of 301 amino acids.